GAAAUCAUUAGUAGGUUAUCAGGUAAAAAGAAAAAGAAAUCUCCGAAGCACCCUUUUUCAGUAUUAGGUAUGUGUUACCUUUGUUUAUUUGAUGAUAGUGACAUCCCUGGCGGGAAGACUGGUAGACCCUAAACUGGAAGUACAGUAAAUUCAGAUAUGGACAGUGUUGAAGACGGAGCAGACUAACAAAUGAUGUAUUCAACAACAGUUCUAAAUGGGAACGUAGAUUUAAUUAUAACCCUACAAGACAACCCAUAAAAGAGCGGCGAUUUGUAUUAGUAUGUAAUACAAAACCCAGACAACUGAAAUGUCCGCCGAUCCACAAACUGUCGUCUGCUCGAUGACGGAGUGCGAAAAAGUACAGAAUCUGCUUCGAUCCUACACACACAUUCUGACGAAGGAGAGUGAAAAGGUGAUUAGCAGGAUAACUGACAUCAGAGGUGACGUCGAGGACACUCUAGCGUCCAGGAAAACGCUCACCGGAGACAUCAGGCUGUGGGAGAGGAACAUGAUCGCGGCAGUUCACGCUGAGGCCGAGAGAUGCAUCAACGAUCUAAACGUCCAGGCUGACUUGCAGCUGACGAAGUUGAGAGAUCUAGAGGAACAGCUACAGACUCUGCUGAUGACUCUGAACGAGGUCUGUCUGAAGCUCAAUAUCCUGACCAUCCAGACUUUCACAGAAAACAACAUGGAACACACAGUGCGUAGCAUUCGUAAUAACAUCAAGAUGGAGUUGGAAAAAUUGUGUUUUCCUGACCAAUUCAAUGCGACAAAAUUAUGCUUGGUUCCUAAUAUUACACCUGGUCAAAGUUUGGUGAAUAUAAGAAAGUGUCCACUGCUUUUGGAUGAAAAUAAACAAAAUAUAUUUCAUCCAGUUAGUAUAGAAAAAACGAUAUCAUUGGGUAAAACGAUCAAGUCUAGAGUAUCAGGUGAUACGUUUUAUCCUAUGAUAGGAGACAUCGCCGUUGUACCUCCCGAUAACGUCAUCGUCGUUUGUGACUGGAAGAACCAGUGUCUGAAAUCUUUCUAUAAAUCCUACAACAGUCGGCUCGCUAUGUCCUUCAAGUCGCCAUGUUUGUCAAGCGAACUGCAGGCGGAAGUGGACUGUGUUCCGUGGCAUCUGGCUGCAAUAAGCGACAACACGGUUGCCGUGACAACCAACCACCACCAGAUCUUGCUUGUGGACGUCUGGCCCAGCCUCGCUCUCAAAUCGCGGAUACCAGUGAAUCAGUUUUAUCACGGAAUACGUCUUGUCAACGAAUCUAGUCUCGCUGUCAGUUACAACAAGAAUAGCAACAUUGUGGUGGACAUAGUUUCGCACGAAGGUCGCGUGGUGCAUACUAUUAACACGGGAGUUGUGGGUGAUGUCUGGAAUACAUGCAUGGACGUCAGUUCAGAUGAAGAUGUUCUCAUUGGUUCACGUUCGUGCGGCGUCUCGUGCUUCAGUCAGCAAAAUGUUGUUAAAUGGGUCUUCCCAGGACCCAAUGGGCGAAACCUUAAACCUGUGAGUGUCUGUUCUAUCGGAGCUGAUAGGUUCAUCGCCGUGGACAGAUCUGGUAGGGUGGUCUGUAUUAACAGCGUCUCAGCCGAGACUACUGUUCUAGUAUCGAAACUAAGCGGAGUUAUAGAACCUACGUGCGUCUAUGUGACAUCAUCUUUGUUAUGCCUUGCAGAAUGGAGGUCUGGAAAGAUAAAAUUGUUUAAUAUAGACAUGAAUAAAAAGUAAUGCGCGAGUCAACAUGGAAAGUACUUCUCGAUUAGAAGCUAUAUAGCUAUGUAGAUGGGACUAACGACAUUUCAUUUGUCAUCAUAGCUAAUUUGUGAGGGUAGAAAUGUGAGGCCUGGAUUUUAUAAUAUGUAUUCGUUUCAAAAACAAGACUAAGAACACUGUUUCAUCAUCAUCAUCAUCAUCAUCAAAAUCAACAACAACAUCAACAACAACAACAACAUUACCAACAUUAAAUAUUUAUUAUUAUUAUCAUUUAUAAUAAUUUAUAAAUCUGCUUUUACUGUUGUAGCGGGAAGUAGCUCAGUCCGUUUAACGACACGACUAGAGCACACUGAUAUAUUAAUCAUCGGCUAUUGGAUGUAAAACAUUGGGGUAAUUUUGACAUUUUGAUUUCGUCAUUUCAUUGAGGAAUUUUAAAGGUUGAGAUGGUCUUAGAGAGUAAUACCGCUACAUAUAUCUCCA
Messenger RNA from Gigantopelta aegis, 2191 nucleotides. RefSeq lists its product as uncharacterized. The transcript has 2 exons. Bases 308 to 1726 code for a protein of 472 amino acids. The record is from RefSeq and is a predicted model, not a curated record. Lineage: Eukaryota; Metazoa; Mollusca; Gastropoda; Neomphalida; Peltospiridae.